Messenger RNA from Eutrema salsugineum, 496 nucleotides. RefSeq lists its product as uncharacterized. The transcript has a single exon. Bases 155 to 349 code for a protein of 64 amino acids. Lineage: Eukaryota; Viridiplantae; Streptophyta; Magnoliopsida; Brassicales; Brassicaceae. The record is from RefSeq and is a predicted model, not a curated record.
GAGGGUGAAGAACUGUCGUAGCGUAACGUUUCCACAGUAAAAGUUCGAACACAGACUCAGAAAUAUGUUUAAGGAGCUGCGACUAGAAAAUCUUCUUUCUUAGUUAAUUUAAGGUUCUACUUCUACAUACAGUAUAUAGAGAGAAUCAAAGAAGAUGGGAUUACAGUUUGAGAGCUUGGUGGAGACGAUAAAGUCCAAGGUGGGUUUGCUGAGGAAGAAGAAGAAACCUUACAUCAAAAUGGAUAAAAGCUCAAGCGUUAGGGUCGAGAUCCGUCGUAAGAAAACCAGAGAUCUCAUCGAUAAGACCUUGAAAGUCGCUGAUCGUCCUGGCAGAAGAACUCUUUUCUGAACUCUGUUCUUUCUUUUUCCUCAGAUUUUGCAUAUCGUUUCUGGAGAUCGAGUUUGUGAUAUAUGUAUAUAUACUAUAUGAUCAUUCGUUCAUGAUUGAUCGAUGGAAAAGGAAAAAAAUAAAAAAAUUAUUUGUUUUGUGACUUUU